This is a messenger RNA of Ixodes scapularis (black-legged tick), 1329 nucleotides long. RefSeq lists its product as uncharacterized. Bases 142 to 870 code for a protein of 242 amino acids. The record is from RefSeq and is a predicted model, not a curated record. The transcript has 5 exons. NCBI's taxonomy places the organism in Eukaryota, Metazoa, Arthropoda, Arachnida, Ixodida, Ixodidae.
UUUUGGGACGCCGGGCUCACGUCACGAGAGCUGCGCGCACGAUCCGCCAGGUUCGAGUUCGGUUCGACUACUCGGCCACCGGUAGUCCAGCGGGGCGACGUAGACAGCCUAUCGCGAGGCGAAGGAGCACCCAGUCACGUGAUGAAAGCCGCUAGACUGGCUGGUGGACUCGCGUUGCUACAACUGUGCUGCUGCGGCGUGACGCUGGGAUUUGUCGAGUACGGCAACGGGGCCACCUGGGAGCGUGAGUUGCCGGCCUGCGCUUCUGCCCGUUCAGUAUGCAGUCUGGUCCACAGACGCUACUGGCUCAGCCCCCUGGAAAUAAGAUUGUGCCGUUGCCCGCACAAGGAGCCCUGUCCAGAAGGAUUUGAGACGGCUCCUUCGGCCUGGGCGGUCAACAUCACCUCUAGGACACAACUCAAGAUGUGCUCGGCCUGGCAACCAACCAACUGCACCUCCGACCAGACGUCCCUAAUUAUGAGGACCAGCAGGACGUUCCCAUCUCCAGAGAGGCAGGGCACCAAGGAGAUCCACGCAGACGUGCUCUGUCAGUGCGCUCAAGAUCGGGACGUCUACUACAGGCGCACCCAUGGCAACAACACGGCCGACCUCACCUACUACGAGCAACGGCAAUACUUCAGAUGUGCACCGCUCUCCGAAUGCAAGGCCGGGGCAUCGUGUGGCCACAUCACGCGGGACUUCUAUGCCACCUACAAGACGUGUCACUGUCCCGCCAACCACCUUUGCACCGUGCCCCAAGGAAGGAACCGAAAAGUGGAGAACGUUCGGGAGGCAAUGUACGAAGGUGCCGCUUACCAAGCCCUCUGCUUACCGAGCCCAGGGAUCCAACGCCGAACUUCCAAGGGCUGAAGGCCAGCACUCGCUUAGAGUUCAGACACAUAGUCAGUAUGAUGGUACCUGUUGUAAAUAAAACGUGAGCUUUUUCUUUGAACUCUUUCACUUAAGUUAAUAUUAGACACUGUGAAGGCCGCCCCAUACUCUGUCGGCAUAUUCGAGAAGUGACCUGACAAAAGUUUUGUAAGCUGCCAAUUUAAUGAUGCAUAGCUUUUUGUUAAGUACCAAAGUUUGUUUAAUGGGAUAGGUAUAACACGAUAGAUCUAGGAAUUUCAUUGUGGAUUGCAAUAAUGACUCGUGAGUAUUUGCAAGGUAACCUGUGAAAGUAAGCAACCAUACACUGUAGUUGAAAAAGUUGUUGCUUUCCACAUUAUGUGCCUAUAAACAGACUUAUUGUUGUUUAAAUACGAGGGGGGACCCAAAAGAAACCGAACUAAAUUUUUUUGCACUUAUUUAUUCCCAUUUUAAGUACAA